Messenger RNA from Fusarium sp. VM40, 771 nucleotides. NCBI's taxonomy places the organism in Eukaryota, Fungi, Ascomycota, Sordariomycetes, Hypocreales, Nectriaceae. The record is from the annotation of a GenBank genome assembly.
AUGGCAAUCGACACCCUCUCUCUCGCCGGCAAAAUAGCCAUCAUUACAGGCUCUGGCCGUGAAAACGGUAUCGGCGCAGGCAUCGCCAAAGCUCUCGCUCGAAACGGAGCAGCCGUCACCAUCCACUAUGUCAGCGACUCUGUGACUGAACGAGCCCGUGCAACCGCGGAUAGCAUCAAGUCCGACGGAGGCAGAGCAAUCGUUGUCCAGGCUUCUAUUGAAACACCCGAGGGUGCCCAAUAUCUAGUUGACGAGACUUUGCGAGGCUUCAAUACCGACCAUAUUGAUAUCUUGGUCAAUAACGCAGGUGUGGCUACAUUUGGCGAGACCUUGGCAGUCAAAGCUGGGCAAUUGACCCAAGCUUUUGACGUCAACAUCAAAGGCCCAAUAUUCGUUGCACAAGCUGUUGUACCUCUCAUUGCGCCUGGCGGUAGGAUUAUCAACAUCAGCUCAAUUGCCUCUAAGCUUGGUGAUUCUGUUAUCCCAGUUUACGGCGCCUCCAAAGCUGCCCUAGAUAGCCUCACAUGGUCUUGGGCCAAAGAGUGGGGGCAUAGUAAGGGAAUUACUGUCAAUGGAGUUGCCCCAGGGCCCGUUUUGACAGACUCGAAUCCUGCAGUGGAGUUUCAACAGCCCACGAUUGAUAUCACACGAGCUGCCUCAAGGGCCGGUACUCCAGCGGAUAUUGCAGACGCUGUACUUUUGCUGGUGUCGGAGAAAGCGAGGUGGAUCACAGGACAGUACAUAUCUGUCAGUGGAGGAGUUAAUAACUGA